GAUGACGUAAACACGUAAACUGCAGUGUUUGGUUGUGGUCAGAACGGAGGAAGCCAAGAAGGGGAUCAAGGAAACCUCUAGCAUCGUAGGUAAACACCCCUGAAGACGUGUGAACCCAGUGGUCACACAGCUGCAAAUAUACCAAAAAGAACCGUAAAAGGGUCCUUGACACAGCGAGGGUCAAGAUGUCUGAGACAUACGACUUCCUGUUCAAGUUCCUAGUGAUCGGCAGUGCCGGUGCGGGGAAAUCCUGCCUCCUCCACCAGUUCAUCGAGAACAAGUUCAAACAGGACUCCAACCACACCAUUGGCGUGGAGUUUGGUUCCAGGGUGGUCAAUGUCGGCGGGAAGACGGUCAAACUGCAGAUCUGGGACACUGCCGGACAGGAGCGAUUCCGUUCUGUGACGCGUAGCUACUACAGAGGAGCAGCUGGAGCCCUUUUGGUGUAUGACAUCACCAGCCGUGAAACUUACAAUGCGCUGACCAACUGGCUGACGGACGCACGGACACUAGCGAGCCCCAACAUCGUCAUCAUCCUGUGCGGAAAUAAGAAAGACCUGGACGCGGAGAGAGAAGUGACGUUUCUGGAAGCCUCGCGGUUUGCUCAGGAGAACGAGCUAAUGUUUCUGGAGACGAGCGCUCUGACGGGGGAAAACGUCGAGGAGGGAUUCCUGAAAUGUGCUCGCACUAUCCUCAACAAGAUAGAUUCAGGGGAGUUGGACCCUGAGAGGAUGGGCUCAGGGAUCCAAUAUGGAGACGCCUCAAUGAGGCAGCUGCGGCAGCCGAGGGGCACGACGACACAAAACAAGCAGCAGUGUAACUGCUAGGGGUCGGACUCCAUCCUUACUUGAACCCACUGGCCCAUACGGAGAGACCGCCCCCUACAGGUGUUUUUGAGUGUGUGCGACUGCUGUCUUAUGCACUUUAGACCACCUGGAUCAAUGUUGGUGGGUUGAGGGCACUACUUUGACCCCUGACCUCCAACCUCUGGUAAGCCUCCUCACCUGAGUGGUUCAGGUUUUCAUCCCGCAUCUGGACAGCUUAACCCCCCUCCCUCUCAGUGCGGAGACGGUGCGAUCAGUAAGAAGGCACUCCAUCAUCAGAUGCCAGAGGAGGACAAGUCAAGGGUUGUUUGUUUUGAGCUUCUCUCCUGUCGUUUUACGUCUUCGCUUUCCCACGCUGGUUUUAAGCAACCCUAAGAUGUUUUCCUGCGUUUGCACUUCAUUGACUGUAAAUGAUUGUGAAGCUACUUCGAGCAUUUUCAUCACUCGGCCUUCGGCUGAUUAGUUAAUCGAAGCAAAUCGUAACCGAUAGUGACUCUGUGAUAAACGGUCUAAAUGUGUACUCUUAAGAGGUCAUCUUCCUCCAUAGUUUGGCUUUAAAAUGUCGUAUUCAGGUUUCCAUCAGACGUAACGUCUGUGGUUCGUCAUCUUAUGAUAUUUCUCAUCUGAUCAGAAAAUUGAAGAGUAGUGGGGUUCCGGUGGAGCUCAGUCAGGCCCAGAGUGUUCAAUCAUUGAGUGUUGCAGUGGAAAAUGCUUGGUUUUUGUAUUGCAAAUGCACUGUAAUGAUGCAGAGCGAUGGCUUUUAGGUUAUGCUCCAUACUUUAAAUCCACAGUUCUGGUCGGAGGUUUGCAUCCUUUCAUCCACCACAUUGAUCCUGUUCUUUCUUUCUUUUUUUCUGCAGUAAUUAUAUGCCAUACAUGGUAUGGCAUAUACCAUGUAUACAUGGUAUAUGCAAUGAGUUUUAGAAGCAAGAAUUGGGAGCACCAAUGUGAAUUGAUUGGUGUUGUUGUUGUAGUCCACACAGCGUCAAAAUUACAUAUGAACCCUCAAAUAUAAACAUACAGUAAUAUUUGCAUAAAUUUCUCUUUGCGAGCUGUAGAGAAACUACAAGUUUUGUAGCCAUAAAGACAAUAAUUCUGCCUGGCCGUUUUUGCCAGUCUUCUCAAAUUUGUUUCGGGACGGCUCGAACGUUUGAGCAGAGUUUUCACAUUUUCAUUAGGGUUCAGAUCCGAUUCCAGAAGCUUGAUGCCAGCCCGUUUUAUCAGCUCCAGAACCAGUUUUUUUUUUUAAAUCUGUGCUUUGAAUCGCUGUCCUGUUAAAAACACUCAAUUGUGUGUCCACGUUUCAACCUAUUGUUGAUCUGAGACGAAGCUGAAGAAUUUGUAACUAGUCAGCCAUCUUCUUUAUUGCACCCGUUUUAUGCAGCACCUGGAUAAACGGCAAUGAAACAGACAGCAGCAUAAUGCUGCCACCACCGUGCUCGACAGCCUGUUCUGUGUUCUUAGGUUUUUAAGUUUCACCAUGUCUCCUCUAAGCAUGCAAGAGUCAAAGUUAAAUCUUUGACUCUUCUCACCUUGUGUUCACAUUUCUGUCAAGGUUAAAGGUCAUGACAGUGGAGCAAGUGUUUGUUUCUUUGACACUGGUGUCCCAGCAUCUUUCUGAGCUUUUCAAGUUCCUGGGGUUUUCUUGACCAGCUGAACCAGUUUCCUUUCAUUGAAGCUGUUAUUUUGGGUAAACCUAUUAAAAAUGUAUUUAAUAAGCUGGCCAAUAUCCAAUCAGAAUUAUUGUAGAAGUUUCUUAAUGGCUAAAAAAAAAAAAGUGUGGUCCCUCUGCAACUCAAUACACACACACACACACACACACACACACAUAUCUAUAUGCACAUAUGUAUUUACAAUUUUACAUCUUCACAGGUGUUGUUUUCGAAGCCAUUCAAGCUGUAUGCUCUAUAAUACUUUUAUACUCCAAAGAACACUUAAAACAACUCAUUUCAGCCCAAAUUAAAAGGUGACUAUUCAUUUAAAUAUCUGACCUAAAUUGUGUUUUACUGCAACGUUUUGCUCCCCUCCACGUCAAAGUGCAACAAAGAGGAAACCUGAUUUCCCAAGUUUCCAACAUGUAAAUAUUGAGCGAUAUUAAAAAGUUUAGGCGGUCAGACAUCUCCGACAUCUAGUCCUAAUUUACUGACAGAUUAGGAGUCAUUUGCCUUUUUAUUAAAACCCGUGUUGCGCUCCACUUCCUGGGCUUUUCCUUCAUGAGCUCCCAAUGAUCCAUGCUGCUCUCCAAGCUAAAUGCUGGAUCGGGAAUCUGACGGCAAGUGCAGCUUCCUGCUUUUGGAAACUUUCAUGCUCCGUCAGAUUCGUCAUCAAGCUUUGCGGCCAAUUAUUCAUGUGUGGUUGUGUCGAGAAGUGAUGAUUCAGAAAUCUGUUUGCAGCCUUAAAAGCAACUACUUAAGCACACAAACUAUAAAGAAGUAUUGGGAUAAUUUGGAGGAAAACAGUGGUAGAUUAUUUUUUUUUUUUUUUAAUGUAUUUUUCUGAUUUCCCAUUUGAGAAUAAAGUUGAAAUGUCGAGAAUAAAGUCAAAAGAGUUGGUAGGAGUGUCCAGAGUUUGAUUUGAAAAUAGUCAAAACAUUGAAGAAAAAAAAAAAAACAACAUUUUGGUAAGAUUAGAACAUUAGAGAGUUGGAAUGUAAAACGUUUUUCAAGAAAAUGUGACAUGUUGAGAAAAGACCUUUUACCUUUUCAAAUUGUUGUUGUGGAAAAAAGUCGGAAAACAUUUUCAUAAAGAAAGAGAAUGUCAAAAGAAAAUUGGAAUUAUAAAAAAUUGAGGUGAAAUGUUGCAGAGGGGGGCGGAGGGGUAUUUUCAAAAAUAAAUCAUAGGAAAGACUGUAAUUGUUCAACUAAACAGAUCCACAACGGUUGUGAAAAAGAGCUGCUUCAAUCCAACACAGCAGCUCAGGGUUUUGUCCAUUAUUCUAUCCAUGCUGAAUUUUUCAAAUAUGAAAUAGGAUUUUGACACUUCUUGAAAAUUUCACUUAUUCUUGAUAUUAUGACUCAAUAUUUCAACUUUUUUUUUUUUUUAAAAAAGCUUUUUUAAAAGUUUGUUUUAGUGAGCCAACUCAGGUUAUAAAUUACUUUAGGGGGGUUGGAGGAAUGGAUGCAGAAUUUCCACUGAAAGUGUGUUUCCUCUGUCCUCGGACCUCUGAGGCAGACAUCCUGGUGAUGCUGGGGGGAAUCGGGUUCCACUUCAGUACCUUUCCAAACCCCCACCACCACCUUUCUACUAAAGAGACAGGCACUGCUUGUGUUAAUCGUCCAUCCAAUGGUUGAUGAAAACAGCCCGCUAAUGUCUGUCUUUAUCCUGAAUUAUGAGGUUUUGUCCCGCCAGGCUCAUGGUGGAUGUUUUAACCCAAGUGAGCCGGCGCACUGACAGGAAACUGGGGAGGACUUUCUGGGCUUUUAGGGUAUCAAGAGUGGUGAAAAUGUGUUGCUUUACAUUGUGUGAGUGUGUCAUUUCUGAAAGUGCACUUUUACUUUUACAAUUUUGUUUUCUGAAUAUGCUGUAACUAUAGAAAUGUAAAUGUUAUUUUACUUGAAAAAUAUACUUUAAUAAAGAUUUUAAUGUAGA
Molecule: messenger RNA, 4412 nt
Organism: Gambusia affinis (western mosquitofish)
Lineage: Eukaryota; Metazoa; Chordata; Actinopteri; Cyprinodontiformes; Poeciliidae
Gene: rab4b
Product: RAB4B, member RAS oncogene family
Exons: 8
Coding region: 186-827 (213 amino acids)
Biological process (GO): Rab protein signal transduction; regulation of endocytosis
Cellular component (GO): endosome
Molecular function (GO): GTP binding; GTPase activity
Source: RefSeq, a predicted model, not a curated record